Ilex paraguariensis (yerba mate) is the source of this 900-nucleotide messenger RNA. NCBI's taxonomy places the organism in Eukaryota, Viridiplantae, Streptophyta, Magnoliopsida, Aquifoliales, Aquifoliaceae. The record is from the annotation of a GenBank genome assembly.
UGAUUAGAUUCUAGGGUUAGGGUUUUACCCGACCAGGUUAGCUUUUUCAGAGUCCUCCUUUGAACGAGAGAGAGAGAGAGCGAAGGUUUGGAAGCCAUGGGGAGGUACAGAAGCCGAAGCAGGAGUUACAGCCCAAGGAGACGCAAACGCUACGACGAUCCUCGCGAAAGGUCCCGCAGAGACCGUCGAUCCCCUGCCCCUUCUGGUCUUCUUGUUCGCAACAUCUCCCUUAAUGCAAGGCCUGAAGAUCUUAGAAUUCCAUUUGAACGAUUUGGUCCAGUAAAGGAUGUGUAUCUGCCGAAGGAUUACUACAGCGGGGAGCCGAGAGGCUUUGGAUUUGUGAAGUUUCGUUAUGCUGAAGAUGCUACUGAGGCAAAGCAACGACUAGAUCGUGCAGUUAUUGGAGGACGUGAGAUAAGAAUUGUUUUCGCAGAAGAGAAUAGGAAAACUCCUCAGGAAAUGCGUAGGACGACACGCCCAAGUGGUCGAGGAAGCUACAGGAGGCGAAGUCCUUCGAGGUCCCCAAGACGCCGAUAUAGCUCUUACUCGCCCUCACCUUCUCCACUGAGACAUGACUCAAGGGACCGUAGAACAAGGGAUGCUUAUUACUCCCCACGUCGAUCUAGAUCCAUUUCCAGAUCUGUUUCUCUGCACAGUGAAAGAAACCAUGGGGCGACCAAAAGGUCUUCAAGGCGAUCUAGAUCGAUGUCCCAAUCUCUUUCUCUAAAUGGUGAUAGAAACAAGCGGUCAACCAGAUACCUAAGUCCAGGAGAAAAUGUUCAGACUGCUCAUGAUGAGGACUACGCCCGCAGCAGGUCAGAGAGUCCUAGGGGGGCUGCUCGGAGUCCCCUAAGAUCUCCUUCUCAAUCUUACAGGUAUGUACUGUUUUCAUUUUUGUAA